This is a messenger RNA of Dicentrarchus labrax (European seabass), 1852 nucleotides long. RefSeq names its product amylase alpha 2A (gene amy2a). Bases 269 to 1807 code for a protein of 512 amino acids. Gene Ontology annotation, biological process: carbohydrate metabolic process. Gene Ontology annotation, molecular function: alpha-amylase activity; cation binding. The record is from RefSeq and is a predicted model, not a curated record. The transcript is spliced from 10 exons. Lineage: Eukaryota; Metazoa; Chordata; Actinopteri; Moronidae.
GUUUUGUAACUCAAGUUAAGUUGCUGGCUGUUGCAACACCAUGGGGUUAUUGAACUGAAUGAACAAAUUCUAAAGCAGGAUAAAUAUAACCAUGUCAUAUUCUGAGUGGUUUGAAACAAGGUUGGAAGCUGUGAGAAAGAAGCACCUGUUUAACCUCCAUGCUGAUAUUUGCUAGUCUGUCAUUGGUCCAGGAGAGAGAGAGAAUUAGUAUAAACACUAAGAGUGAGGCAGCAGUCGAGUGUGACCUUCUCAAUCAUCCAGGGCAAGCAUGAAGUUGUUAAUUCUGGUGGCUUUGUUCGGGGUCAGCCUCGCCCAGCACAACCCCCACAUCAAGCAUGGCAGGACCGCCAUCGUCCACCUGUUUGAGUGGCGCUGGGCGGACAUUGCUGCAGAGUGUGAGCGCUUUUUGGGUCCCAAUGGUUUUGGUGGAGUCCAGAUCUCCCCUCCAAAUGAUCACAUUGUGCUGAACAAUCCCUGGAGGCCCUGGUGGCAAAGAUACCAGCCAAUCGGCUACAACCUGUGCUCCAGAUCUGGCAGUGAGAAUGAGCUGAGAGACAUGAUCACCAGAUGCAACAACGUUGGGGUCAACAUCUAUGUGGAUGCUGUCAUCAACCACAUGUGCGGCGCCGGCGGUGGAGAGGGAACUCACUCUUCAUGUGGAAGCUGGUUCAGUGCUGGCAGGAGGGACUUCCCCACCGUCCCCUAUAGCCAUUUGGACUUUAAUGAUAACAAAUGUAGGACUGGCAGUGGCGAUAUUGAAAACUAUGGUGAUAGCAAUCAGGUGCGCGACUGUCGUCUGGUUGGUCUGUUGGACCUCGCCCUGGAGAAAGAGUACGUCAGGGGCAAGGUGGUAGACUUUAUGAACAAGCUUAUUGACAUGGGUGUGGCCGGAUUCAGAGUGGAUGCCUGCAAGCACAUGUGGCCCGGUGACCUUUCUGCUAUCUAUGGUCGUCUCCAAAACCUCAACACUAAGUGGUUCCCUGAUGGCUCCAGAGCCUUCAUCUACCAGGAGGUUAUUGAUCUCGGAGGUGAGCCCAUCUCAUCUAGGGAGUAUUUCCAUCUGGGAAGGGUGACUGAGUUCAAAUAUGGUGCCAAACUGGGAACUGUCUUCAGAAAAUGGAAUGGCGAGAAGCUGUGUUACACCAAGAGCUGGGGAGAGGGAUGGGGUUUCAUGCCCGACGGCAAUGCUCUUGUCUUCGUUGACAACCAUGACAACCAGAGAGGCCACGGUGCCGGUGGUGCAUCCAUCGUUACCUUUUGGGAUUCCAGGCUCCACAAGAUGGCUGUCGCCUACAUGCUGGCCCACCCUUACGGAGUAACCAGGGUGAUGUCUAGCUUCCGCUGGAACCGCCACAUUGUCAAUGGAAAGGAUCAGAAUGACUGGAUGGGCCCUCCCAGCCAUGGUGAUGGGUCCACCAAGUCUGUUCCUAUCAACCCUGACCAGACUUGUGGAGACGGCUGGGUGUGUGAGCACAGAUGGCGUCAGAUCAAGAACAUGGUUAUUUUCCGUAACGUGGUCAAUGGACAGCCUCAUUCCAACUGGUGGGACAACCAAAGUAACCAGGUUGCCUUUGGACGUGGUAAUCGUGGUUUCAUUGUCUUCAACAAUGAUGACUGGGACCUGGAUGUCACCCUGAACACUGGCAUGCCCGGUGGCACCUACUGUGACGUCAUUUCUGGACAGAAGGAAGGAAGCAGGUGCACUGGGAAGCAGAUCCAUGUUGGCGGUGAUGGUCGUGCCCACUUCAAGAUUAGCAACAGAGAUGAGGACCCCUUCGUUGCUAUUCAUGCUGAUUCCAAGCUGUAAAAACAUCCUGUACAACUUCAAAUAAAUAUUACUUUUCAACUGCAA